Neodiprion fabricii is the source of this 4597-nucleotide messenger RNA. RefSeq lists its product as uncharacterized. The record is from RefSeq and is a predicted model, not a curated record. Lineage: Eukaryota; Metazoa; Arthropoda; Insecta; Hymenoptera; Diprionidae. The transcript is spliced from 3 exons. Bases 617 to 3310 code for a protein of 897 amino acids.
UCAGUCAGUCAGUCAGUCAGUCAGUUCCCAUCCGCGCUGCGAGCGACACGCACAUUUGCCAACUAACCAAUCCUCAUUUUCGUCAACGGGUAUUUAAAAACGAAACUGCGCGACCGGAUCGAUUCGCCCCGAGGCGAUUGAUAAAAAGAGAAGCGAAGAAUAAGAAUAAGAAUAAGAAGAAGAAGAAGAAGAAGAGAAAUUCAAAAAUUAUCUGCCGGAUACUAAAUCGGCGCUGGUAUCGCAGCUGGAUUUUUAAAUCGAAAAGAGCGGGCCACGUGUCCACAGGCCGAUUUUUGUGCGGAUAAAAUUUUGGAUCUUUUCUUUUCUUUUUUUUUUCGUUCGUACAACUGCGGUUUAAUUCGCGUGUUUUAGAGUCAGUUUUUGCCACGUUGCGUUGAAUUUUGAUUCGAGUAUAACUCGGUGAUUGUUUUUCUAUAUAUUAUUUCGACAUAUUAUCGUCGAUCCUUCGAACGACUGCAAGAUGAAUGUGAAAGAAAAAUUACCGAACGCUUGUUGAUCUCCGAAGGGAAGCAGAUUAGGGGCCGGAAGAAUUUUUUGUCAUCCUUUACUUCUCGUCGAACAACGUGACGCAAGAUUCUGAUAGUCCGGCCUGACGAUGCUGAUACCACGAGCUGCAAAUCUGACAGGAUCGCUGCUCUUCCUGGCUUCGAUAUUGAGCUGCAGCGUCAACUGCCAGAUAGAAAUGACCGGACUCGUCGAAAACAAAACCGGCGCAAACGAGAGCCGCUCCCGGGUAUUUUCUCCGCGGAUGGACUACGACGAGUGGACGCCGCUGGGUCGGGGAGAUCCUCUGAAGAACGACCCCACCUUCGACUACGUGCCCCCUGUCCUGGACCGGGUCCAGUACUGGCUGGACUCGCACACCACGGAACCCUCGGCAAAGAGGGACAUCCUGGUCCUCGGUGUAACGGCGAAGAAGACGAGCCCCAAGAUCCCGGAACAGUUCCUAAAGUUCGUCGACGGGCCGAAGUUCAACAAGAGCCCGGAUCAGCAGUACAAGAACGAGCACAUUCUACACCGCAACGAUUUUACAGGAAGCACUGGGGCCGAGCCACCGAAGAUAGUGCGGAAUACGAACUUCAGAAACGGCAUGGUUGACUACCGGAAUCAUAACCGGAUCCAAAACGUUCCGGCCAGUUACUAUCCCAGUCCGUUCUACAACCAGAAACCCAAACCCUACACCAUGAUGCUACCUCCACCGGUGGUUCCCAAGCCGAUCGAUGCCGCUCAGCCGACCUUCACACCGCAGAAGGAGAAGAUGGUCUACGCCGAUCAGAACCAGCAGUUCAGCACGCAAACGGAAGAAGGUCCGAUUCAGGAUGAACGGCUCAGCUACAUCGGUUCCCAUAUGAACUCAUUCUCACAGCCACGUCCUUCACCAAGGCCGGUGCAGUCUUCGUCCAAGCCUCCGCCGAAGCACCAGCUGUCACAGGUCGAGGGGCUGAACAGCGUCUAUACCCCGCCGGUACAGACGACCAGACAGAAGUUCCAGUCUGUAACGACGCCCUCGGUGUCAUUCGAGAAGUCGAAUCUCGUCUACCAUUCGACGCAGACGAUAUCCGGAGGGUGGCUGGCCAACGGUGGUCCAUCUUCAGAGGCCAAUCAGGUCACUUGGCAGACGCCGUUCAACGCUCAGGAGCAGUUCGAUACGGGCGGUGAUCACCAGGCGGCCAGCUCGUCGAACCAUGAGGUGGUCAUCGGUCAGAACGCUAACAUUAUCGUGGACGGUGAGAAUUCUGAGAACGAGGAGGUGGUGGUAGGGAAGAAGGAGUCGCAGCCACAGGAUAACUCGAUCGUUCAAACUCCCACUCCAUCCGGCAACGUUCUUCACUCGUCGAUCUUUUCAACCGACGACAACGACUCCGGCGACAUUGUGGUCGGCCAACCCUCGUCCGCUGACUCGGAUAUGCAGAUGCACAUCGUUGUCGCCAAUGCCGGUCCUGUCGACGCUGGAUUCGGGGGUUCGAAGCGGAAGGAACCUGUCUCUGUUAUCAUGCCCACCAACUACGUCGAGAAACCGAACGUUACCCUUUCGGAAUCUAACACUGAACCGACCAACGUCACUCACGACGAUCGUCGACUCAACAGUCUCGCAACCCAGGCUGAGCAGAAUAUUCAAAUCUCGAAACCGCUUUCCCCGCCAAAUUCCAUCACCAAUCCACCCGCCCCCAUUCCCCAAAUAAACCACAUGAACCACCAUCCGUCCCACAUGAGUCAGGUGAACCAGAUGAACCCGAUAAGUCAAAUGAACCCGAUGAACCAGAUGAACCAGAUGAUGCAAAUGAACCAAAUGAACCAAAUGAACCAAAUGAACCAGAUGGCUCACGCCCACCAGAUCAACCAGAUCAACCAGCUUCCAGUUAGAUCGGUAUUUCCGGGGCCUAACACCCAGCCGAUGAUCCAACUGAGUCAAAGUUCAGGUCACGCGAUGAUGCCUGGACAUAUGGGAAACGGUAUGAGGCGUCCUCCGGGAGGCGUGCCGUCGAUGCCGCCUCAGAAGAUGUUCAACGGGCAUCAGCAUCAUCACCAGAUCGUUCAGGGGAUGCAGCACAGCAGUCCUUCGAUGUAUGCGACGCCUGGUCCAGAAGUUGGAAUGACGGGAGGCAUGGAGUCGGAAUCGUUUCGGACGAAGAGUCCUCCUGACCAGCAGAUGAACUCGAUGCAGUCGGCGAACGGAGCGGCGGCUCCGCCUCAGGUUCCGUUCCUGCCGACGGCGGCAUCUUCGGUUUCACAACCGGAAACGGUGACCUCGAGUCUCGAUCUGGUCACGGAUUACAUAAAGAACCAGUCUCCGUUGGCCCACCUGCUGAACAACGAGAUGAACCGAGUGACUCGCACCUCGACAACGGCGGCUCCGACGACCACGGUCUCAAGCCUCACGACCGAUCCGAUAUUCUCGCACUACAAGCAGCCAGCCAAGCCGAUCCGGGGCCCGAUGUACCUCAUCAUCCAGGGACACUCGAAGGUCAAGACCUACAAGCCCUCGGUGAACAGGCACGGCGUGCCCGUCGAGUACAACGAGAUCCGGGAGGCGAGCACCGAGCGACCGUCGAAGCUUGAACAGCUGAUAAACGAGAACACGAAGAGUCGGAUUGGGGAUAAGAGCGUUCAGGAGAAGCCGGGCUUCGUCGAUGAGGAAAAGGAAAAGCCACGUCGGAAGAGAGUCGAGGAACAGGACCUGAUCAGUCUCGUUGAGAACAACUUCAGCGGUUUCACCCUUCGGCCGGAAUCCCACGUCGAGGAACACCGAAGGGCCAAUUCACUCACGACCAUAGAAAUUAACAAUUAGAUGUACGUGCUGCAUGUCGUCGCUGUUGAGUUGUUGUCGCCUUUUAUAACGUUAAUCGUUUCGUACUCGCAUGCGUGCGUUUCCCCCUUCCGGGCAAAGAGGAGAUGAGAGAGAUUUUUGAAGAGAUAUUCCAAAAUUAGUUUGAUAGAAGUUGACCUGGGUUAUUGAUUGAGAACUGCUCACCCUGAGUUCGACAUAUUAUAAAUUGUACUUUAAUCGUUGCUUAUUUAUUUAUUUAUAUUACGUUUUAACUGUUUCGCUUGUUUUCACUUUCACGUGCCAGUAUCGGAUUUGGAGUGACGUCGUUCGAGAAUAAGGAUAUAGGAUUUUACGUCAUCGUUAUCGCUGUUAUUGAAUUAUAUUACAUUAUCAUACGUAGGUAGAACUCGAAAGUAGUCCGUAAUCAGUCAGUCGACAAAUUGCCGUAACGCUUGUUUCAAAUUUAUACAAAUAUUUCAGAGAAAUUAAUUAAUUUAUACUGUAUAUUAGGGCUAUGAAAUAUAUAUACGGCAUAUAAAAUAAUACAAAUAUAUAUAUAUACAUAUAUAUAUACCUAUAUACACACAUGUUAAUGUGUAGUUUAUAAUCGUGAACGUGCUGUAGCUGAAAGUAUUGAAUUAUAUAGGAGAAAAGUAUAAACACAUCAUAUUUCAAAGUUUAGCUUAUCCCAGUUUAUUUAUACGACCAUUUAUACACAUAAUUCACCCAUACUUAUUAUGAUCAUAUAAUUUGUGAUUAGCGUGGAUCUGUAUUGUUAUUGCUAUUCUUAUUAUUAUUUAUUUAUUUUAUUUAAAUUAUUUAUGUAUAUUUACGCGCCCAAUCGUAUAAUAUUAUACAUAUAUAGGUAUUAACACUAGUCUUAUUUAUACCAGUUACCAAACAUAUCGAUUACGCACUAACAAUCAAACUUAAAUAUAGUAGAUGUACAUCGCUGAAUACACAUUAAUAGUUGCUAAGAUUAUUAUUAUUAUUAUUUUCAUUAUUAUCAUUUACUCUCAAAUAUAUAUAUAUAUAUAUACGUAUAUGUUGCUAAUGUAUUAUUAUCGUUAUUACACAAGAUAAGAAGGAGAAAAAGAUAGUAAUUAGACAAGAUAUUUAAUAAAGAAUUAAAAUAUCAGCACGAAUAAACGUAAAACACACGCUAUUAUUUAUACGCGCUCGUUGUCUCCGUACGAUUGAUUCGAAAGUAAUGUAGCAUUAUAUUAUUGUAUUGUUUACGUAUGAUGUUUGUACCUGACGGUCAUGUUUUAUUGAUUAUUAUUAACAAUAAAAGAUAUAUUAUCACGA